This is a messenger RNA of Mya arenaria, 1944 nucleotides long. Its product is annotated as serine-rich adhesin for platelets-like. NCBI's taxonomy places the organism in Eukaryota, Metazoa, Mollusca, Bivalvia, Myida, Myidae. The record is from RefSeq and is a predicted model, not a curated record. The transcript has 3 exons. Bases 1 to 1944 code for a protein of 647 amino acids.
AUGUACACCAGAUCCAGUGAAACAGAGGGAACAGUAUGUAAACCAGAUCCAGUGAAACAGAGGGAACAAGGACACAGUUCGUACAUAAGUUUAAGUGAAACAGAGGGAGCAUUCAUCAGUUCUAGUGAAACAGAGGGAACAUUCAUCAGUUCAAGUGAAACAGAGGGAACAUUCAUCAGUUCUAGUGAAACAGAGGGAACAUUCAUCAGUUCAAGUGAAACAGAGGGAACAUUCAUCAGCUCAAGUGAAACAGAGGGAACAUUCAUCAGUUCAAGUGAAACAGAGGGCACAUUCAUCAGUUCAAGUGAAACAGAGGGAACAUUCAUCAGUUCAAGUGAAACAGAGGGCACAUUCAUCAGUUCAAGUGAAACAGAGGGAACAUUCAUCAGUUCAAGUGAAACAGAGGGCACAUUCAUCAGUUCAAGUGAAACAGAGGGAACAUUCAUCAGUUCAAGUGAAACAGAGGGAACAUUCAUCAGUUCUAGUGAAACAGAGGGCACAUUCAUCAGUUCAAGUGAAACAGAGGGCACAUUCAUCAGUUCUAGUGAAACAGAGGGAACAUUCAUCAGCUCAAGUGAAACAGAGGGAACAUUCAUCAGUUCAAGUGAAACAGAGGGAACAUUCAUCAGUUCAAGUGAAACAGAGGGAACAUUCAUCAGUUCAAGUGAAACAGAGGGCACAUUCAUCAGUUCUAGUGAAACAGAGGGAACAUUCAUCAUUUCUAGUGAAACAGAGGGAACAUUCAUCAGUUCAAGUGAAACAGAGGGAACAUUCAUCAGUUCAAGUGAAACAGAGGGAACAUUCAUCAGUUCAAGUGAAACAGAGGGAACAUUCAUCAGUUCAAGUGAAACAGAGGGCACAUUCAUCAGUUCAAGUGAAACAGAGGGCACAUUCAUCAGUUCAAGUGAAACAGAGGGAACAUUCAUCAGUUCAAGUGAAACAGAGGGAACAUUCAUCAGUUCUAGUGAAACAGAGGGCACAUUCAUCAGUUCAAGUGAAACAGAGGGCACAUUCAUCAGUUCUAGUGAAACAGAGGGAACAUUCAUCAUUUCAAGUGAAACAGAGGGAACAUUCAUCAGUUCAAGUGAAACAGAGGGAACAUUCAUCAGUUCUAGUGAAACAGAGGGAACAUUCAUCAGUUCAAGUGAAACAGAGGGCACAUUCAUCAGUUCUAGUGAAACAGAGGGAACAUUCAUCAGUUCAAGUGAAACAGAGGGAACAUUCAUCAGCUCAAGUGAAACAGAGGGAACAUUCAUCAGCUCAAGUGAAACAGAGGGAACAUUCAUCAGCUCAAGUGAAACAGAGGGAACAUUCAUCAGCUCAAGUGAAACAGAGGGAACAUUCAUCAGUUCUAGUGAAACAGAGGGAACAUUCAUCAGUUCAAGUGAAACAGAGGGAACAUUCAUCAGCUCAAGUGAAACAGAGGGAACAUUCAUCAGUUCAAGUGAAACAGAGGGAGCAUUCAUCAGUUCUAGUGAAACAGAGGGAACAUUCAUCAGUUCAAGUGAAACAGAGGGAACAUUCAUCAGCUCAAGUGAAACAGAGGGAACAUUCAUCAGUUCAAGUGAAACAGAGGGAACAUUCAUCAGUUCUAGUGAAACAGAGGGAUCAGAACGUAGACCAGAUCAAAUGAAACAAAGAGAACAGAAAGGACACAGUUCGUACAUAAGUUUAAGUGAAACAGAGGGAGCAUUCAUCAGUUCUAGUGAAACAGAGGGAACAUUCAUCAGUUCAAGUGAAACAGAGGGAACAUUCAUCAGUUCAAGUGAAACAGAGGGCACAUUCAUCAGUUCAAGUGAAACAGAGGGAACAUUCAUCAGUUCAAGUGAAACAGAGGGAACAUUCAUCAGUUCAAGUGAAACAGAGGGAACAUUCAUCAGCUCAAGUGAAACAGAGGGAACAUUCAUCAGUUCUAGUGAAACAGAGGCACCAGUUCGUACAUAA